Cyclocybe aegerita is the source of this 2949-nucleotide messenger RNA. Lineage: Eukaryota; Fungi; Basidiomycota; Agaricomycetes; Agaricales; Hemipholiotaceae. The record is from the annotation of a GenBank genome assembly.
AUGGCCUUCACCUUGAACGUCCUCCAUCAAUUCCAUAUUCAUCACCUCGAAGCUAAAGAAUCUGCAUAUGACUUCAUUGGAAGUCUGCGUCGACUCACAGAUAAUGUCUUUGCAAGUGAGACUUCAGAUCCAUACCCACAAUUCUUAUCGGUGAUGCGGUUCUGGCGCGUUCUCAUCGCACAGAAGCGCUUAGGCCAGGCACACGGCAUCGAUGAAUGUCUGCCACAUCAACCGAAAGGAAAUCUAAUCGUCUUCUGCCCAUCGUGUCCAGAACCAGGCCUGAACAUGGAGGAGAACUGGCAAGAGAUGCCUGACGAGCUCAAGCACCUUCAUCAGACACAGCUUACUGCGAAUGGGAACUUUCAUGCCAACCGCUACACGAAGAACAGCGGCCCUGAUGAUUACUCGCUCUUUGACGGCCUUGCCUAUUAUCCUUCAGAGGCGGAGUUUCAGGCGUAUUUGAAGACAAUACCCAAAAAGGACCCCAAUGAGAAAAUUGAAUGCUUCACAGUCAAAGCUGCCAGUAAGAAAGAUGAAGAGAACAGCAUCUUGUCGCAGACAGGUGUUAUAAACAUCCAAUGCCCCCACGGAUGUGUGAAGUCUUUUGCCAACACUGAUUACGCGCUCGCGACGGCUCUUCAUCAGACAAAAAAAUUGCAUAAUGCCCAAGAUGCUGAAAAUGUGCUGAAGGGUUGCAAUUUCCUCUUUUCUUACGACAUUUCGUGCACCUACCUCGUGAAUAUUGUCGACCGCUUUGAGAAGAAUUUCCCUGAUCUCGUCCCAGCCGUGAAACAGUUUCACUUUCUCAUACCGCUUGUUCAUGUCCACAACCACAAAGAGAACUGCACUUACAAAUACGCAGCUUCGUACAUCUACAACACCGGACACUUUCAUGGAGAGACAGCAGAACAUGAAUGGGUGGAGCUAAAUCAAUUGGCGGCUCAGAUACGCCAGAUGAACAAUGGCCACUGUCAAGACGCCAUAAUUGACCAUCAUAGCGACUGGAAUUUCAAGAAGCUUGCCAAUGUGUACUUGUACGCACAGAAACGCAACCACUUCGUUGGUUUGACUCUCCUUCAUGCGGACCGUGUUCCAUUAUGGAACAAGGAGGAUCGGACAAAGCGAACGCUAAACAAGAACAAGGAGGUGGAAUGUGUCUAUCAGCACAACCAGACCAAAGUACCAUCUCACGUGAAGAUAUAUGACGUGCUCAUCAAUAUUGAAAAAUCAAAGGAUUCAAAUGGGACGGCCAACUCACCUGGAUGCCGGCUGGUCAGGUGCAUCAACGAGGGCUUAGAAAUUGAGCGACUUCAGAGGACACUUCAUGCUAAGGUUCAAAUCUCACUCAAAACACCGACGGACUUGAUUCUGAAAGAGAUUGAUCUACAGCGAAGGAAGUUACGCCCACAGAUCAACAAGUGGAAGGUUUUUUAUCAAGAAACAACCUGCAUCUCAUAUGACACCCUCUAUGAAGACUUGAGGAGUCAAUCGACAACUUCUGCCACUAUACCCAAUAUUCGCGACCCAACUCUGACCUCGACCACAUUGGCUCAAUCGGCAAAACCGGCUGCAGAGGAUAGACCAGAAUGUGAAACUCUCUGUCUACCAUCCGUGCUCACUGAGGAGCAACGCACAACCCAUAAGCUGCAAGAGUUUGCCUCAUGUGAGAUGAAACUCCGCAAGGGGCGUGCGUUUGACGCCAUCCGUACCACUCAAAUGAUUGUUAAGUUGAUUGUCAGUCUACAGGAUGAUCGUGUCCAGAACGCACGUGGCCACACCAGUGUUACACGUGCAAUUGGCAAGAUUGACGAUGCCAUUUUACAAAGAAAUUUGCAAAUCGAGGAGUACAAUGCCUGCUGCAGCAGAAUGAUCCUUCUGGGCAGCCGCUCAUACGAGUCUCUCUUCCCACUUCUUACUGAGAAGGAUACUAUCUGGAAGAGUACCCACAAGUGUCGUGGUAUUGGCGACUCUCGACAAAUGGAAGGACAAAUUUGGAACACAGGGAUAACUGGAGGUGCUCAAGUGAAGCAACUCACCUCCUUGCAUUCCGCUGUAGGCACAAUGUCCCCUAUGGCAGCCACGGCAGCCGACGUCUCGACGAAAGGCACAAAGGCCAAAGCAAGAAGUGAUGUGAAAGCCAUCAAGGAUAAGAAGGGAACAAAGCGACGGAUUGGAAUAACUGAGGUUACAACUUCUGCCUCUGAUGUGAGAGAUUCUAGUAACGCGAACGAAAAGCAUACACACAUUGGCUGGAUUUGGCAACUUGGAUCCAUCGGCAAGCUGUCAAUGGAAGAUCUACAAGAAUGGUCAGAAGAAGCUGACCGUGUCCAGUUUUUCCGUGCUGAGGCAGAAAUGCAGCGCUGGCUUGAAGAACAUGAAAUCAAGCAAGCACAGUUCAUGCGAUGCAUACGAUCCUUUGCUGGUCUAUCACGUACUUGGGGUGAACUAGCAGUGAAGAACACAGGUAGCCCAGGCCGAGUUGCUUACGCAAAGAAAACGGCUGCCAGAUUUGCAAGGCUAGAGCAUAGGGCUUGGCAACAAUUUGUGAAAGCUGGUUAUCAAGAUUGUCUUAGUGCUAUGGACAAGGGCAUCUCCCUGGCAUCCCUCGUCCAGUGCGACCGAAGCUCACGGCCAUCAUGUAAAAGGACAUCCGCCCUCGCAUGCACGAAGCCUGCCGCCCUGCCGUGUGCCCCUCCCCUUCAACAAGGGAUGUGGGCCAGCCUCUUUGCGUUUCCGCUGACGCCCUUCCCCUCCUCUACUCCCUCACAUGACCCCUCGCCCUCAAAACCCUCACCCUCGCCCAUCCUCGAUGAUCUUGAUGCCCCACAACUCGCUCAUCCGCGCCAUGUACCCCUCCCCUUCAACAAGGGAUUUGGGUCGGCUUCUACUCAAUUCGACACCCCUCAACGCAUCUACCACCCUUCUAAACCCCCGCCCUUGCACAAGUGA